This is a messenger RNA of Klebsormidium nitens, 1182 nucleotides long. The record is from the annotation of a GenBank genome assembly. Lineage: Eukaryota; Viridiplantae; Streptophyta; Klebsormidiophyceae; Klebsormidiales; Klebsormidiaceae.
AUGGCUUCUCAAGUCAAGAAGUACAGGCUAGAGCGGAGGCAGGUCAUGAAGUCUGAGAAGGACCACACCUCGUCGGGCCUCAGGAAGGAUGACCUUAUGUACAAGAGUCAUGAUGGAAAGUCCAGGACUAUCGUGUCCCGCAAGAGGCACGAGAAUGCCUUGAACAAUCCUAAACUCCAGGCGUGGUUGGACCACGUCAAGAGCGUUUACGAAGACAUCAAACCCCUCGGCAAGACAUACAAGGAUGCCAUGCAGCUCGCUGCAGCCACCUACAAACGCUGCGUAGUUUCUCAGGAGCAGGGCUGGCUGGCGGGUACCGCCACUUACUACACAGGAGUUGACGAUGUGUCCGGCGGUUAUGCUGGAAAUUGCGGCUUCUCAGAUCUCAGCCGCAACAUUGCUGGGAUCCCGGGGGCCACCUACGGCCCUCUCUUUGCAGCCGGCAGCGAUCAACUCUACAAGGGCGGAGCAAACUGCGGGGCAUGCUACGAGAUCAAGUGUCUAGAAAACCCUGUGUGUACCGGCAAGACCAUCCAGGUCACCAUCACCGAUUACUGUCCGACUCAGGGCAACGAGCAGUGGUGUGGGGCCGAUAAGCACCAUUUCGACCUCUCGGGAAAAGCAUUCAGCGAGCUGGUCAGCACGAUGGCGAUCGGCCACUUUGAGCUGCAGUACCGCCGAGUGCCUUGCAAGAAGACGGGGCCGCCUGUUGUAUCAAUCGAAGGCAAUCCCUACUGGCAAUCCCUUCGAGUCCUGAACUUGGCAGGUGGGGGCGCGUAUAAUGCGAUGCUCAUCCGCUCACCUGGAGGCCAGUACGUCCCGUUGAAGCGGGACUGGGGCACGAGCUUUGUUCACAAUGGUCAAAUUCAGGCUCCAAUCUCGUCCAUCAUGUCAACUAACAAGACGUCAGGCUACGUCGACAAGGCCGUCGGAGCUUCAAAGCAGGCCGCAGGGAAGGUCUUCAGCAACCGCCUUGAAAGCCAGGGUGGCGCACAGCGUGAGAAGGGGCAAGCAGAGAUAGACGCUGCAAACGCUCGGAAGCAGGCAGAGGCCACUGGCGACAAGGUUGCAGGAACGGCAAAGCAGGUUGCAGGAUCUGUCACAAACAACACGAGUCUGGCUAACGAGGGCAGGGCUGAACGUCUAUCAGGCAAGCAGAAGGGGGCCCGUAACGAGUUUUGA